UUUAUAUUUGCAAAGUAAAACGGUACGACUAGUAAUUGAACCGGUCUCGGCGGUUCACCGGUCGGUCCGGUUUUUAAAACAUUGGUACUAGUAUUUCCUUCAUUGUGGUCAAUUGGUCAUGUCCUCGAAAAAACAAAUUGGUUUUUUGAAAAACUAUUUAAUCUCAUUAAAAUAAACACAAUGUAAAAGUAGUGGACCUUCAUCAGUGGAAAACUGGAAACUCAUCGAGUUAACCCAGGCAUUUCCAUGUAAUUAUUCUAUUUCUGAUUCAGCUUGUCUACCUCCAUUUGCUAAAAUGAGAAGAAGAAAAUUGGGGAAUUUGAAGCUGAAGAACCGAGUGAAACUCGUGUGCGCGAUCGUGACCGUUUCAUUCUUAAUCACACAGAUCUUCACUGCGUUCCAGCUCAUAAUCGUGCCUCGAUUGACAACUCCUUCAACCAAAACAACCGAUCUCUCCAAGCGCGCGAGCAUCAGCGAGUUCGGGGAAACGGUGAUUAAGUUGUUACCUGAAGAUCUUGCGUUCACGCUGUUCCUGCCGUCGGAGGAAGCGAUCCGGCGCGAUCUCAGGCUGAAGCGGAACGAUAGCGAUUCCUAUGCGGUGCUGACGCGGGUGAUGGGGUUUUCAUCGGUGCCGAGGUGGAUUUCGUCCGGCGAUUUGGAGAUUGGGAAGGAGAAGAGCUACGAUUCGAUAUCUGGAUUGAGUUUGCGUGUGAGCAAGGAUUUGAAUGGAAACGUGGUGGUGAAUGGAGUGGUUUCGGAGGAGGUAGAUUUGAGAAUUGGGGAAAUUAUAGUGCAUGUGAUGGAUGGAGUAGUGAUGGAUGCUGAGUUUGAGCAAUCGCUGCGACCCGAUGAUGAUGAUGAUGAUUUCGACUAGUUUUAUUUUUCUUUUGUUUGGUUGAUAAUUAUUUGUAAAGGAAUUCUCGAAUUCUUUUUUGUUAGUAAAGUUUUGUUUUGAAAAGA
Molecule: messenger RNA, 960 nt
Organism: Salvia splendens (bonfire salvia)
Lineage: Eukaryota; Viridiplantae; Streptophyta; Magnoliopsida; Lamiales; Lamiaceae
Exons: 1
Coding region: 296-874 (192 amino acids)
Source: RefSeq, a predicted model, not a curated record